AUGAAUUGUAUCCCAUUAACCUUGCUGAUGGUGACUGGUGUUGUUUCAUAUGUUGGUGAAGACAUGGAAGGGUUAAAUCAUCUUCACUACCUAUUUUACCUGAAUUCCAAUUAUCAGUCCUGUGUGGGGACUUUGAUUGCCCCUCAGUGGGUAUUGACAGCGGCACACUGCUUCUUACCAGAUCUUCAGAUCAUCUUUUAUGGCAGUUCCACAAAUAUUCAAGACUUUACUGGGGAGUUUGUACCUUAUGACAGGAUCAUUAUUCACCCAAAUUUUACCGUUACCUCUCCGAAAGAUGACCUCAUGCUGAUAAAGCUACCUCUACCUUUUACCUUCUCCACCGUGAUUUUUCAGUUGCCUACUCUCAAGAAUGCAAUUAAAGAUUGUUUGAUUCACACUUGGUUAGACAACAAAAACUUUAUUGGAAAUUCAAAGCAUAAGCUGCAAAGAGUCAAGAUUCAACUGAGCUCUAAUAUAAACUGCAAAAAAUUACUGGGUGAAAAACUCCUUGAAAACAUGUUCUGCAUAGGACCCAUGCUAGGAACCCAAGAGCCCUGCCAGGUGGUCACAGCGGCACCAGCCAUCUGUGGCGGUGAAUUACAAGGAAUUUUAUCUUGGGAAACUGGAUGUAUUCUAACAGGAUAUGCUGUUGUCUUCACCGACCUACAUAACUAUGUUCCAUGGAUCAAGAACGUUAUGUCUACAAAAUAAGCUGAUAUAGAGCUCCACUGACACCCUUACCUCCCGGCUGAUCCACAGCAACCACAUUCUGUAUCUCAGUCCCAGUCUCUCCUAGGGUCUAGGCUUGAUUGGAGUUCCAGAAGAGAUCGUUGAUGACUCUUG
Molecule: messenger RNA, 843 nt
Organism: Enhydra lutris kenyoni (northern sea otter)
Lineage: Eukaryota; Metazoa; Chordata; Mammalia; Carnivora; Mustelidae
Product: probable inactive serine protease 58
Exons: 5
Coding region: 1-711 (236 amino acids)
Biological process (GO): proteolysis
Molecular function (GO): serine-type endopeptidase activity
Source: RefSeq, a predicted model, not a curated record